Messenger RNA from Bombus terrestris (buff-tailed bumblebee), 3799 nucleotides. RefSeq lists its product as uncharacterized. Bases 489 to 2945 code for a protein of 818 amino acids. The transcript is spliced from 6 exons. Lineage: Eukaryota; Metazoa; Arthropoda; Insecta; Hymenoptera; Apidae. Gene Ontology annotation, cellular component: membrane. The record is from RefSeq and is a predicted model, not a curated record.
AUAAGCCCCAUUUAAGCCUUUAUAACUAUUAUAGACGAAGUUCCAUUCCAUACGACCUUUGGUUUAGUAUUAUCGUUCUGUAAUAAUACCGUCGUAAUAUCGUUAGUUGCGACAGCUGCAAACAAUAACAUUUCUACUCUUCGUCCGAUUUAAUUCCACUUGUUCAAUUUCAUUAAUUCCUUAAUUUAAGAAAGAUGCGCUGCUAUGAAUUUUCAUGAUAGCCUGUAAGAGAUAAAAUGAUAUGACGUGUGUCAAAUUUUUAAUCGAAUAUAUCUUGAAAUUAUUAGCAAUCUAUAUCACAAACUUGCAGUGCAAAGAUAGCACCGAAAGAAAUAGCAUUAUCGCAUGACACUUCAGGUUUCAAUAUCUUGGCAAUAAAGCAAUUUUGUAUUGUAACCCUUUAGAGGAAAUAAUUAGGGAAAUUACACAACUACGAUGACUGGCUCUUCGAUACCAAUGAAGAUUAUCCAUCAUAAAGCGAACGAUACAUGGGCUUAGUAAAUGCCGUUUAUUGCUGGCCCUCCGUGAAAGUACUCUACUGUAUUGUUUUCUCCAUGAACCUGGCUGGUCUUUUAGCCGUCGUUCUGGCCAUUCUCUGGGCCGUACGAUUCGAAAGAGGCUUUGCCGAUUACCUAAAUCUUAUCACCCCCGGUUACUUUCAAUCUGUCGAAUCUUUUUCCAAUUUAAUCAGAUGGUCAUACGACGAAUUUUUUAGAAUUGGUUUUUUUUUAUUGUGUGGGUUAACGAGCGGAUCACGACGAGCAGGUGACGGCCACGUGUGGACCGCGAUCAUCGUGUCUGCUGGCGUUUGCUGUUCCCCUGCCUACAUCCUGGGAAUUAAGUGCUGGCUCUACCUGAAACUAGAACCAGCUAGAAACGAUUUAGAGGAUCAACACAAAGUAGAUGACAACGUAGAUCCUCACGAUGUGAAUCGGCUUCUAUUCUUCCACGUGAUUGCCUGCCUGCUGUCAGGAUUCUUGGUAGCUAUUCUAAACGCCACUUACUUGAUUCUGUUGAGCGGAUUUCAGCAAAAAAGCCGCGAUGGCUUGAUAGAAGCUAUGGAGAAAUAUGGAAUUGACGUCGCUGUGAAAGCGAGGGUGGACGCUCUUCAAACCGAACUCGAAUGUUGCGGGGAUGAUAGUUACGAAGAUUGGUUUCGAAUUCCGUGGCUGAAACUGUCGAUGGAGGGACCUGAGGAUAUGGAGAACGGUCCUCGACUGGAAGGGCAGUGGCUUUACCCAUUUACUUUUGUCUGUUUUAAAAGGAGAUCAGUACCAGAAGAGCGAGAAGAAGAAACUUCCACGCCCGUCGAUGUACCUUUUUCCUGCUGUUCCAAUGACAUUCCGAAACCUUGUGUUCAUCACGAUAUUCUCAGCCCCAGUGCCGUCUACAACUACGAUCCUAAACAUUUAACCAUCUCCACUAAUGGGUGCAGAUCGAAGAUUAUAAGUCGAGGUGAAGUUAUCAAAACGUACUUGACAGGAUAUCUUGCUCUUUUAUCCCUAUAUCAGGUAAUUUUGUCGUACGUGUCUCGAUUAUUGCAAACAGCCUAUAGCAACGAGCUGUACAUAGGACCUCAGAAGACUCGUUACCACGUCUGGAUAUUCUUCAAACCGGAAGAUUUACCUGGAAACGAGCGAAGAAGCGAGCGAAUGCGUCCACAAAGAAAACAAUCGAAACUAAAGUUAGCCUCCACGUUCUCGAAAAGUUGGGACGAGGAGGAAACGAGUUCGCAGCGUCGUAAAAACAGGAAGGGUAGCAUGAAAGUUUUAACGAAGAUUCGUUCGAAAAUUUCCUCCGUUAAAUCGAAAAGCCUACCUGCCAUUAGACCUACCUUCUUUUCUAACAAUUCUCGAGGUAAGAAACGAAGCGUGCAACGGUUGGGAGAGAUUGGCGAGGAAGAAGAUGAACAACCGGAAGAAGAAACGAGACUUCUCUCGGAACAUAAAACGAGAUCUGAGGUUCUUAUGAAAAAAGAUCAUCUCUCUGUGUUUUCAUUAUUAUCGGACGAUUCCUCGACGAAUUUACCGCCGCCACCACCACCUCCACCUCCUUUUUUACUAAAUCUUGAUGUAGAAGACGACGAGGAAGAUCAACUUCUUUCCGAAAUCGUGCCUUCAAAGUCCUCCAAUAUAACAAAAGUUAAUGUACCAUCGAUACAAAACGUAAUUACAAAUCAGAACUCUGGCAGACGCAUAAAAGUAUUAGAAAAAUUUGGUCAAAUCUUGGAACGUGUUGAUAGAGGUACUCAGCAUAGGGAAAGCGGAGGAGCAGAUAUUUCGAGUAGCAAUUUGAGAUACGAUUGUUCGAGAAGCGAAGUUCGUACAAGGCUAAGUUCAACGGACAUUUACAAUAGGUUUCGUGGUACUCUUCAGCACACUCUGGCUAGAAGAGAGGCCAUUAGAGCUCGAAAUGGAUCGACAAAACUUUAUAGUCCCAGAAGUCGGAUGAAGUUGGAAAUCAGAAGAAGUAAUAUUCUAGCUAGGAUACGAAGCAAAAAUGUUCCUCCUUCUUAUCGUUUACUGGCAGAUUUUGAGCUCCAUACAAGGCCAAUUUUUCAACCACAUUCAAUACAAUUAUCUGUUCCUCCUCUUGCAUCAUCUCCGCCUCUUUCUCUUCCUCCUCCACCUCCACCUCCACCUCUACCUCCAUUUCCUUCGCCAAAUCCGAUCAAAUGGACCAGAAAUUCAGAGAGAAUUUGUGAAACAAAGGCAUUACCGCGAGAACAACGCCAAUGCAGCAUUUGCAAUCGUCCAGUCGAGCAAAGCCCCAGCUCUUCUUCUCGCGAAUCUCUCGUCGAAGUUCGUAAGGAUGCUCGAACAUUUUCUGCUUCAGCUCGAAGAAAAGCUCGCGCCACGUUCUCGCGGCAUAGGGAGUUUCUAAGAGGAGAUUACGCGUCUUGGAAUCGAUCUACUCCCGUUUCUAAAUCCGUCCAACGUAGAUAACUCGAUUCUUCAACUGAUUCUCUGUAAAAUGUUGCCGUAGUAAUCAGUAAUGAUCAUGAUUGCAAGCGAGUUGGAUGUAAAAAUGUAAAUAUAAGUAGAAAAGAAUAGAGAAUAGAAAAACGAUACCUGGCAGUGUCACUGAAGAUGAGAAUCCAAGGUAGAAGAAACAGCAGUCAUACAAUACUUGAUGGUUUAUUUGCCGAGAAGUAAAAUACAUAGGCAUUUGUUAUAAUAGUACUGCCGAAGAAUACUUCUUACGUCUCUGUAAUACAUCUAGCGACAAUACAUCAGUACUAAAAAGAGAAAAGCUGAUUUUUUCAUCAAUUUGUCUGUUUACCAAAUACUUUACAAUGUUCGCGUACUUUCCCUCUAUCUUUCAUCAUCCUUAUGUUUUUUUCUUUUUCUUUUUUUUCAUUAUUUUUCAGUAUUUUUUCUUUUUUACGUUUGUUCUAACUUCUUUGUCAGGCUUCGUGGUUUACUCUACUGAAUAUUCGCGAUUUCUCGUCUCGUUUUUAUCGUCGCUUCGAAGAAUCGGAGAGCGGCCGGCAACGACGAGGUGUUCGACGUUCGUCGUAGUCGAAAAACAAAAGAAAUUAACAGCGUCGAGCUUUGUGGUACUCGUCGCGCCGUAGUCGUUUUCAUCUCGGCACCUUGCACUUUUGCACGGUGGUCCCAAUUUGUGUUAAUAAUCGCGAUCGUACUCUUGUUAUUGCAAACGUUAGACGUCGGUGCACGCAGUUCUCAUCGUCUCGCUUUACAAUACCGCUCUAUACCGCAAUAACUUCGUCAGGAGACAGUCGAAAGAUAAAUUUCGAACGACGAGUUUCGCACGAAACUUCUCCUUUCUUGAAGAU